AUGGCCAAACGAGUGUACCGUCAUUCAUCUGUUGUACGUCGCUCCUUCUGCACAUUAUUAUUAUUAUUAUUAUUAUUAUUAUUAUUAUUAUUAUUAUUAUUAUUAUUAUUAUUAUUAUUAUUAUUAUUAUUAUUAUUAUUAUUAUUAUUAUUAUUAUUAUUAUUAUUAUUAUUAUUAUUAUUAUUAUUAUUAUUAUUAUUAUUAUUAUUAUUAUUAUUAUUAUUAUUAUUAUUAUUAUUAUUAUUAUUAUUAUUAUUAUUAUUAUUAUUAUUAUUAUUAUUAUUAUUAUUAUUAUUAUUAUUAUUAUUAUUAUUAUUAUUAUUAUUAUUAUUAUUAUUAUUAUUAUUAUUAUUAUUAUUAUUAUUAUUAUUAUUAUUAUUAUUAUUAUUAUUAUUAUUAUUAUUAUUAUUAUUAUUAUUAUUAUUAUUAUUAUUAUUAUUAUUAUUAUUAUUAUUAUUAUUAUUAUUAUUAUUAUUAUUAUUAUUAUUAUUAUUAUUAUUAUUAUUAUUAUUAUUAUUAUUAUUAUUAUUAUUAUUAUUAUUAUUAUUAUUAUUAUUAUUAUUAUUAUUAUUAUUAUUAUUAUUAUUAUUAUUAUUAUUAUUAUUAUUAUUAUUAUUAUUAUUAUUAUUAUUAUUAUUAUUAUUAUUAUUAUUAUUAUUAUUAUUAUUAUUAUUAUUAUUAUUAUUAUUAUUAUUAUUAUUAUUAUUAUUAUUAUUAUUAUUAUUAUUAUUAUUAUUAUUAUUAUUAUUAUUAUUAUUAUUAUUAUUAUUAUUAUUAUUAUUAUUAUUAUUAUUAUUAUUAUUAUUAUUAUUAUUAUUAUUAUUAUUAUUAUUAUUAUUAUUAUUAUUAUUAUUAUUAUUAUUAUUAUUAUUAUUAUUAUUAUUAUUAUUAUUAUUAUUAUUAUUAUUAUUAUUGCUGAAUUGCAUAAGGUUAAUGUCCACCCAGACUUCAAAGGAUGUGUCGAAAGCUGUGGAGGACCAGGUUGCGAUUCCCUCGAUCCCAUUUCAGGCUGCCUCUUCUACCGAAUUUAUCUUUUACCCAAUGAUGACGCCGUCUACUAGUUCUUCAAAUGCGCACGCUGGAAAGGAUCUAUGCAUCUUCAAAUGA
Messenger RNA from Necator americanus (New World hookworm), 1107 nucleotides. RefSeq lists its product as uncharacterized. Lineage: Eukaryota; Metazoa; Nematoda; Chromadorea; Rhabditida; Ancylostomatidae. The record is from RefSeq and is a predicted model, not a curated record. The transcript is spliced from 2 exons. The coding region runs from base 1 to 1107 and encodes 368 amino acids.